CCCCUCUCGAUAUCGCCCUGCAGCAAGGGGGUCCAUUGCGAUGCAACAACAACCCAAAUACCGUCUCUUCCGGAAGAAAAAAAGAGAGUCUACGUAGCGUCUCCCCCUGUGAAAGACCAACUCGAAAGCUCAGACUGGUCAGUCACCCUCAGCAGUAGCUCAGCCUGCAUCGCAGCCACAUUCGACCCCUCAGCGUCAGCCUGAGGCACAGACGGCGACACAACAACCUACUCAAGAAGAAGACUAUGGUUAUUGAGGCAAUUUUUGCCUCGCACUUUGGUGUAUCCCACGCUGAACUCGUCCCGCUGUCUCUGCUUCUCAACCUGCUGCCCCGUGAUGUAACUCUUCCUGUUCCGUAUUUCCAUCUAUAUGCAAUAUC
This is a messenger RNA of Suillus clintonianus, 379 nucleotides long. RefSeq lists its product as uncharacterized. The transcript is spliced from 2 exons. The record is from RefSeq and is a predicted model, not a curated record. Lineage: Eukaryota; Fungi; Basidiomycota; Agaricomycetes; Boletales; Suillaceae. The annotation marks the transcript as partial.